Molecule: messenger RNA, 1508 nt
Organism: Glycine soja
Lineage: Eukaryota; Viridiplantae; Streptophyta; Magnoliopsida; Fabales; Fabaceae
Product: vacuolar protein sorting-associated protein 26A-like
Exons: 12
Coding region: 313-1221 (302 amino acids)
Biological process (GO): retrograde transport, endosome to Golgi; intracellular protein transport
Cellular component (GO): retromer complex; endosome
Source: RefSeq, a predicted model, not a curated record
AACUAAUCACACCCACGUCACUGAAACGACAAUGCGUUUAAGCUUUGGAAAUGCAGAAGAAUAAGAAGAUGCGACUCUGCUACUUCUUCUACCUCUACCGUGUUACUGUUAGGGCUUACUGAGUUGCAAGAUUCACUUCAAAUUAUGCGUUUCGCUGAUCGGUUCCUCAUCACAUCAAACGACGUCGCAGAUCAUCGCAAUUCCUUGAUUAUUUCCUUUUGUUGAUACGCGGAAUCGCGCACACGGUACCACUUGAAUUUUGUGCUGGUGUGUGCACUGAGGUAGAAAGAAGAAGAUUGAAUUGUAAACAGCAUGAAUUACCUUCUUGGAGCUUUCAAGCCUGCAUGUAAUGUCUUGAUCACGUUUAAUGAUGGGAAGAACCGGAAGCAGGUUCCGUUUAAAAAAGAAAAUGGUCAAAUGGUCACAGUCCCACUUUUCCAAAGUCAAGAAAACAUUGGUGGGAAGAUUACAAUAGAACCAAUGCAAGGGAAGAAGAUUGAUCACAAUGGUGUAAAAGUUGAGCUCCUUGGACAGAUAGAGAUGUAUUUUGACAGAGGAAAUUUUUAUGACUUUACUUCCCUUGUACGAGAACUAGACGUUCCUGGAGAAAUCUAUGAGAGGAAAACAUAUGCAUUUGAAUUUUCUACUGUUGAAAUGCCAUAUGAGACAUAUAAUGGGGUGAAUGUGAGGCUUAGGUAUGUAUUGAAAGUGACCAUUAACCGUGGCUAUGCUGGGAGCAUAGUAGAAUACCAGGAUUUUGUGGUUCGAAACUAUUCUCCACCUCCACAAAUUAACAAUAGCAUCAAGAUGGAAGUUGGAAUUGAAGAUUGUUUACACAUCGAAUUUGAAUACAACAAAAGCAAGUAUCAUCUCAAAGAUGUCAUCAUUGGUAAGAUAUACUUUUUACUUGUCAGAAUCAAGAUAAAAAACAUGGAUCUUGAGAUUAGGCGUCGGGAAUCCACGGGAUCAGGGACCAACACCCAUGUUGAGACAGAAACGUUGGCUAAAUUUGAGUUGAUGGAUGGUGCUCCUGUUAGAGGUGAAUCGAUUCCAAUCAGACUGUUCCUCGGUCCUUAUGAGCUGACCCCAACACAUCGUAACAUUAAUAACAAAUUUAGUGUGAAGUACUUUUUAAAUCUUGUGUUGGUUGAUGAAGAGGACAGACGAUAUUUCAAGCAGCAGGAAAUCACAAUGUAUAGGCUGCAAGAAGAAACUUCAUGAUUACUUAUCAUUCGGGGAGUGAGUAUUAGGUUUGGUAACAAAUAAAAAAGAUUGUGAUGGACAUUCUUAAAAUGGCUUAGUGUUCUAGCUUGCUUUCAUCACUUUCGGUCAUGUACAUCGACAGAUCUCUCAUUCAUGUCUAGACAGUUCUGUAAUUUUUAAACACACCAUUGAAGGAAACAUCUUAAGAAAUGUGUUGGAUCAAUGAUACCCAUGAGAAAGUGUGUGACUGAAUGUGUAUACUUGAGAGUGUGAUAUCCUUUUUCAAUUCUUUUGAACGGACAAAA